Molecule: messenger RNA, 3735 nt
Organism: Penicillium samsonianum
Lineage: Eukaryota; Fungi; Ascomycota; Eurotiomycetes; Eurotiales; Aspergillaceae
Product: ankyrin repeat domain-containing protein
Exons: 1
Coding region: 1-3735 (1244 amino acids)
Molecular function (GO): protein binding
Source: RefSeq, a predicted model, not a curated record
AUGCCUGGGCUGUUCGAGGGCAGUGAUGGAUCCCCCGAGCCGGAAGAGCCUCUUCCUCCGCUCCAUGCGGCAGUUGAUGCAGAAGAUGUGGACCAGGUGCGCCAAUUGGCUGCCACUGCGGACCCUAUCGAUCUGACUGCCGCUCUAUGUCGAUCUUGCCAAUCUGGUAAAAUAACCAGCGCCCAGGCUCUGCUUGAGGCCGGGCGAUGUGAUGUCAACGCGGCGGUGGAGGGAGACACGCUUUUAUUCCUGGCCGCGAAAAAGGUCGACUUGGCCAUAGUCAGACUCCUGCUUCAGCAUGGGGCCGAUGCCACGAUCAGAUCCAAGAACAAGCGGUCCGGAGACAAGCCCCCAUCUUUUACACCUCUCCACGGAGUGGCGGACAGCCUGUAUCCCUACGAAAAGUUGGAAGACCUGCCCCGCUACGAAGAGCUGAUGCAGUUGUUGCUGGAUGCUGGGUGCGACAUCAAUGCACAAGAUGCCCACGGAAAUACAGCGCUGCUGCUCUCCGUACACAAUGAGAUCGCCCUGGUUCCAUUUCUCUUGCAACAUGGGGCGGACCCGAAUAUCGCAGAGGAUCGGGGAGGCACAUCUGCGCAUUUCCUCCACCACCCCCUGGACCACACAGAGUGGUUCAAGGGCCUUAUGGCGAAUGGCGCCCGCCUGGACAUUGUUCGAGAUGGAGAUGGCCAUACCCCACUGCAUGCUUAUGCGUCUAAAUGUCAGCUGGGCGAUCUGUCGCUGUUCAAGCCCUUUGUGUCAGAUUGGAUGAUCACUGAUGGCAAUGGCAACACGCUUCUUCAUAUCGCCGCGGCGAAACAUUGUCACGGGAGCAAAACUAUAGUCGAACUGCUGAAGCUUGGGAUUGACCCAAACCAGAGGAACCAUAAAGGGCAACAGCCAAUUCACAUGGUCGAGGGGUCCGAACAAAACAUCAAGGAUGUAUUGGACAUUCUCUGCGCAGCCGGUGCAGAUCUCGAGGCUAGAGACUAUCGCGGAUGUACGCUUCUCACCAAGGCCAUGCGCGGCACCCCGCAAUGGUAUUGCCGCGAGCUUCUUCCCUACCUCAUCAGCCGCGGAUCCAAUAUCAAUGCGCAGGAUUAUAAAGGCAACGGGGUACUAUCGUAUCUGAUCGAACCAUACAAUUUCCGAUCCGAGUACUUGGACUUUCUACUGUCCCUUGGAGCAGAUCCAAAAAUGGUAAAUUACGACGGAGACACGUUCCUGCAUCAUCUCGCAGCCAAUUUUGCUACCAUAAGCCAAGAUAAGGUUCUUUUAGCCAUGGUUCAACUUAUCAAGAUGGGCAUCUCCCCGACCGUUCCCAAUUUCCGAGGUCGGACGCCUCUGCAUAUGAUAUGCAGUCAGGCUUCCAACGAUUUGUUCGCGGCGACCGUAGAGGGAGGCAAGUGUGCUAUCGACGUACUCCUAGAUGCGGGUCUUGAUGUCGCUCUAAACAUGAGUGAUCACCAGGGAAUUCGACCUAUCCACCUCGCUGCCACAGUUUCGGAGCACCUGGUCGGUAAAUUACUCGCUCGCGGGGCUGAUACCACCGCUUCAACAAAGGAUGGCCGCAAUCUGUUGCAUAUUGCGUCAACCGCGCGCCAAAGUAAUUCUGUUGGGCUGAUUUUAGACCACUGCGACUCCAAGAAGCUUGCUUUGAUGCUCAAUACAUGCUCGGAAGAUGGGAGAACGCCAUUGCAUGAGGCCUGCCGCUCUGGAAGACUGGAGACAGUGAACCUCCUCCUCGCAUACGGAGCAGAUGUCAACGUUGAGGACAAGCACAACCGUACCCCUCUAGAUGCAUGCGCCGAGUCCAUCGCCGAAGACCAGCUCUGGCAGGGGGCUGAUGACCAAGAAAACUUGAUGAACACGCGCUCCGCGGCAGGGGUUUUGGCAGAAGACAACAACCGGCCGACACAGCCCACAUCGAAGAUGAAAGAGGCGCAUCACAAUACCAAAGGUUUGGGGUGGAAAGGAGAAAUCACAUCCGAAAGUUCGACAAUCGGAAUUGGACGAAUCGUACGAGCAUUGGCGUCUCAUGGAGCCUUGGCAUAUGAAAAGAUAUUUGGCGCUGGUCCCAUGUAUUAUGCGGUUGCCGAGGGAAAUGAGGAAAUGGCUGUGGAAUUGGACCGGUUAUCACGAGAAAUGAGCCUUCGGAUGGAGGGUUUCCGCCCUACGCAGACUGAAUUCUACCUGCUGCGCUCUCAGCACCUCCCAGACCUGCUCCAGAAACAAUUCAAGGAGUAUGUUUCUGAACAUAAUGUGCUUCCAAUGAUCUUGCUCGGCCAUCACCAGGAGGUUGCACAGGCGUUGGAAAAGAACGCUUCGAUUAUCGAGGACAAAUCCUCCCUGCCAGCGAUCAUGGCCUCUCUCGCGAGGUGGGGAUUUUCGGAGCUCUUUGGCCGGAUUGGCAGUACGAUGACCGGUAACUGGAUCAACGGCAGCGACACCAAUCUUCGGGGCGAAAAGCCGACUCCGUAUCUUCUGACGGCUGCUCAGCGAGACAUUCCCAAUCUGGAAGUUAUUCGGGUCAUGGUCGAGAAGUUCAACGCGGAUGUUAACAUCCGAUUUGAAGCGGGCAUGGUCGAUAAACCCACGGUAUACUACCAAUCGACGAUGGCACUGGAGCGGCAUUACAAGCCGGGAGACACGAUUCUUCAUCAACUGGCCCAAGGUACACACUGGUGGUAUGAAGGAGCCAUUCGGUACCUCCUGGAAAAUGGGGCCGACCCCAACGCCCGAAAUGACCAGGGUAAGACGCCGUUAUGCAAUGCAGUUUCACGGGGAGAGCUGGGCGGUUACCGCCAGCUCGAAAUCACCAGAAUCUUGCUGGAGGGCGGCGCCGAUCCUAAUGUCGCUGCGACGUGUGGCUAUUCGCCGCUGGCUAUGUCGGCGCAUGAUACACCGUUGUUCCAGUUACUGAUCGAACAUGGAGCAUAUCCCUCUCAGGAGCACCCCAUGGAACUCUUUGUUGCAUUGUAUAGUUUCAACAAAGAAGUGGCCUCCGCUCUCUUAGGCAUGGACCUGGAUUGCAAUACGACGGUGUUAUCCGAUGCGCAGCCACAUUGGCACACCCACCGUUUCAAAAAGGUCCCAGUAAACCGCGGGCUCAUCCUGAGCCCUCUUCUUUACAUCUCAAUUCCACCAUUCAACGAACCCAAUAGCCGCGACCACGCCUGCCGGAUGAUUGAAUUCCUGCUAGAACGCGGCGCAGAUCCUUUCCUGCCUUGCUACGCAGACCAAGUGGUUCUACACCAGAUCUUCGCCAUCGGAGGAAUCAUCCGACCAUGGCUAGAUAUGCCCGACCUUGACCUUGCACGACGCGACCCUACAGGAAAAACGCUGCUGCUGGCAGCGGCGACCUGUGCGACUGGAACUGAUUCGUAUGCCUACACGGUCUCGGCAUACCCGCUCCGAGGUGGAGAAAUUGCACCGGCGUCCUGGAAGGAGGGCGACCCCACGCGUGCAAUGACCCUGUACGAACGGGGCGCGGAUUUGAGGGCAGUAGAUUACGAGGGAAACAACGUAUUGCAUUAUCUGGCUGACGUUGACUGCUCCAAUGAUCACUUCGCGUCGAUUGAAGUUCAACGGACAUUGUCCUUGUUUGUGAAUAAAGCCCCCGAGUUGGUACACCAGACCAAUGUGCAUGGGCAGACGCCCUGGGCGAUCGCGGCGGAGAAGGCUUACCUGGAGUUCAUGGAAAUUUUGCAAACAGAUAAUGUGCGCGCGGAAUGA